This is a messenger RNA of Bursaphelenchus okinawaensis, 845 nucleotides long. The record is from the annotation of a GenBank genome assembly. Lineage: Eukaryota; Metazoa; Nematoda; Chromadorea; Rhabditida; Aphelenchoididae.
AUGAGUGAGUACACCCUGACGAGAGUAAGGUCGGCUGCCGCUUUGCGCAAUGCCAAAAGUUUGCCCCCAGGCGAUUUCGUAAAUACGGUAAGUUCACAGUAUUCAUUGUUGUGUGGCUACUGUAACUGUUAUACUGAUUGUAAUUAACUGUAAUUUAAAAAUAUUUGAUUUAUUGAUCAAUUUGGAAAGUGAUUUAUGAUGGAUAAUAUAGCUGAAAAGAGCACCAUCAGUCGGUUCCCUUCCCGCACAGUACUCCAAGCCAUACUAUCUAACAUAUUAUGCUCGUACUAGUCCCCUGUACCUUCAUUACUCAAACGACAGCGCGGUAUGUUAUUAUGUGUUGUAUUAAAUAUAGCUUGUUACCCAGUAAAUUUAAAUAAACUGUCAUUACUACAUAAUUUAAUUUCAAAAAAUUAUUACCAUUCAUUGUAAUCUUAUCAUUUGCAAUAACAUGCUUUUGAUACAGGCAUACGAUGACUGGUACGACCAGUACAGAUUUGCCAUCCCGAGGUACCAUCCAGUAAGGAACUACUACAACAAAUACUCUCCUUCCUUCAAUUACUACGGUCGUUAUCCUUAUCUGUACAGAAGUUACCAGUAAGUUUAACCAAGAGAUUUCCUUUCUUAAACUGUAAAGACUAAACCUAGACAUUUAGACUGAACUAUGGAGCUCCAUAUUACCCAUCCAGACACUACGACCCUUACCAAGACCCGUAUGUGAAGAGGACCUACAACCAGUACACGUCUUCUCUCGUCAAUCGUAUGUUCUUGCCAUUACUUUUCACAAAUUUAAAAGUAGUAGUUAUCUUCAACUGAUUGUUGUACUUUUAGCUUACUGGCACUAA